UUACCAGUCUAUGUUUCAGCAGUCGCGCGGCGAUUUUCGAGGUGUGUGCGUGCGCGCGUAAUUUGUUCAAUUACUCAGAAAGUAACGAAUAUAGUACCCGAAAAUGCAGCGUUCCGUUCAACAAGCAAAUGGAGAUGGUGUUCUUGCAUCACCGAGGAAAAAGCAACGUGUGUCGAUAACUAACACAGCCAAAGUUACUGUUGUUCUUGGAGCACAAUGGGGCGACGAAGGUAAAGGCAAGGUCGUCGAUAUGCUUGCUAUGGAUGCUGACGUCGUCUGCAGGUGUCAGGGAGGAAGCAAUGCCGGACAUACAGUAGUAGUAGACGGUGCGGAGUUCCACUUCCAUCUUCUACCCAGUGGAAUAAUCAAUCCUAGAUGCACUUCGCUUAUAGGAAAUGGAGUAGUAAUACACUUACCGGGUCUUUUUGAGGAAUUAGAAAGCAAUGAAGCGAAAGGUUUAAAAAAUUGGCAGGAACGAUUGAUAAUUUCUGAUCGCGCACACAUAGUAUUUGAUUUUCAUCAGCAAGUCGAUGGCCUCCAAGAAUUAGAAAAAGGUACGCAGUCCCUGGGUACUACUAAAAAAGGAAUUGGUCCAACAUACUCAAGCAAAGCUGCUAGAAAUGGACUUAGAAUCGGUGAUCUUCUCGGUGACUUCGACAAAUUCUCCCAAAAGUUUGAUGCGUUGAUUACUUCGUAUCAAAAAAUGUUUCCAGCACUUCAGGUCGACGUGAAAGCAGAGCUUCAGCGGUAUAAAGAUUAUGCAGAAAGAAUAAGACCACUAGUGAAAGAAACAGUUCAGUAUUUACAUCAAGCAUUACGCGAAGGAAAAAAAGUAUUAGUAGAAGGUGCAAAUGCUGCGAUGUUAGAUAUAGACUUUGGUACAUAUCCCUAUGUUACGAGUUCUAACUGCAGUAUAGGUGGUGUUUGUACCGGUCUUGGAUUAUCGCCGUCUUAUAUCGGAGAAGUUGUCGGUGUUGUUAAAGCGUAUACCACAAGAGUUGGUGAUGGUCCAUUUCCUACUGAACUUUUGAAUGCUACAGGCGAGCUUUUACAAAAAAGAGGACACGAAUUUGGUGUUACGACAAAUAGGAAAAGACGUUGUGGUUGGCUAGAUUUAACUCUUCUUAAAUUCACCGCCUUGGUUAAUGGAUAUACGUCAAUAUGUCUUACAAAAUUAGAUAUUCUAGAUACGCUUCCAAAAAUUCAAGUCGGUGUAGGUUAUCGAUUAAAUGGAAAAGAAAUUGACUAUUUUCCAAGUAGCACCUCUGAUUUAGCAAAAGUAGAAGUAAUUUACGAGACUCUCGAUGGUUGGGAGUCAGAGACAGAGGGUGUACGUUCCUUGGAAAAGCUACCUCCUAAUGCAAAAAAAUAUAUACAAUUAAUAGAAGAACAUCUUGGCGUGCCAGUUAAAUGGAUUGGAGUGGGAGCAGGCCGAGAAAGUGUAAUUACACUUUGACGUUACACAUAUUGGUUACAACCAUGGAAAUAUAUUUAUUUGUGUAGGAUCAGUGGAUUGGGCGAAUGAACGUGUGAAGUCUUCAUUAAAUAAAAUGGAUAUACUUAACAUUUCUUUACAAUCAUGACGCUUAACACAACGCAAAGGCUUUAAUACAACACAGUGACGACAUGAAUUUUUCGACAAUGCAUGAGCGAUUCUCUCGCUUUGUAAUCAGACCACAUUCAUAGUGACAUCAUACAUACAACACAUAUUUUCAUCGCGUAUAGCCUCUGCAUGAUCCCAUACAUGUCUCGUGUACAUUUUAGGAAUUACUCUUUACUUGCGAUCGACGCUCUGGUCUAAUGCAGUAUCUUCAUUCAAUAUCUUUCACUUGGCCUUCAAUCACCCACCAUCCGCUCCAUUUGCAGAUACUAUCGAAUCCCACCUAUAUAUGUCAUACCCUAUAUUUAACCAUUUUGCCCUACCUUUAGGUUAAACAUUUUUACUUGUAUUAUGAUUCUCAUACUUAAUGUAUGGUUUCGUAUGAUCCUCUAUCAUCAAAACGUUGAGAACUUGAUUUCCUAUCUUACAUAUAAUAAGUUUAUUGUUUCGUAAUUUGUUGGUUAGUACAUACGUAUCUAAAAAUUUCGGACUGGAUUUUUCUUUUUGUUGCACCUAAGACAUCGAAUUUAUAUGGCUUAUGUUUUUCCCCUUUAUAUUCUAAAUUUUCUUAUUUUAUUCGUAUAUCUCUAAAAUUAUUUCCUCCUCGGGUGUUUCCAAUUCAUCAUGACUUUCUUGAUAUAUUUUAUCUUAAUCUUCUACAAUCAGAUCUUGUAACAAUGUAUCUUACAUUUGUGAUUUGAUACAAUGUAUCAAACAUUUUGCGAAUAGCGUGACUUCUGGUAUAUCUAUUUGGCGUAAAAUUGAAUCUUUGUGCCAAACUUAGAUAUUUAUACCACUGUUCAGGAUUAUUAAUGUAAUAAGUAAGAGUAUUACCAUUUUGUGUACUUACGCUAUGCGGCCGUUACUUUGAAGCACUCCCGUAGCUAUUGUUAAAAAAUUUAUCAAAAAGCAUCGGAGAUGAAAGCAGUAAUUUUAUCGGGUUUAAUUCGCGCGCUUUAAAUAAAUUAUAACCGAAUUAGUCGAUUGAGUUAGAACUAGACAAAAAUGAACGUGUCAGUCGUGGACAAAAAAUAUCGGUACUUUCUCUUUGUUGAAGGCAAACCACCCUCCUCUAUAUAUUUUAAAAACUUAAUACGUUUCAGUAAGAAACAAUAUCUUUGUGUCAAUUAAUUACUAAAUCAUGCUGCAAUAUCUAAUAUUGUUUCUUUUCACGAAGUCUAUUUUUCGACGUAUAUUGUAUUCUAUAUUUACACAAUCACCCUCAUGUUCUACUGCAUCUUCAAUGGAGCUAACUAAUUAGACCCUAAUGAGUCCUUAAUCUUUUUAAAUCAAUGAAUUGGAACGUGUGAAGUCUUCAAUAAGUAAAAUGAAUAUCUUUAAUACUCUUUAUAAUCAAGGCGCAGCUUAACAUAACGCAACGACUUCAAUAUAACACAGUAAUAGAAUGCCUCUCUCGCUUCCUAAUUCACAUUUUUGAAGACAUUACACAUUCUUACCAUAUCAGCGAAAUCUCUACUUACGUAGUCACGUGCAUUCUAUGAAUCUUCAUUCACAAUCGAUAUUCUAAAUUGAAUAUUCGACAUCUUCACGACAUUCACUCUACACCCACAGGUCAUAUCAAAACCCAUUCGCAGCUAUCACAUCCUACAUUUGUCCAUCCGGUUUGUUAUUUUUAACGAUAAAUUUAAUUUUUCGAAGCAGUUGAUGAAACAAGCGCACAGAGAAUAAACAAAGAAAUUUAUAGCAUUGAGCUUUUGAAUUUUAGUAGUACAUAACGUUGAUAGAAGAGAACAAAAAUGUCAUCUUUUCGAGUUCCUUCUUAUUGGAUAAUUCAUGUUAAUUCAUGGUAUCCAUUGUUUGAAUGUAAAAUAAAAAAUGUUAAUAAAAAUGUAUUUAUUUGAAAAUUAA
Messenger RNA from Bombus terrestris (buff-tailed bumblebee), 3469 nucleotides. RefSeq names its product adenylosuccinate synthetase (gene Adss). The transcript has 6 exons. Gene Ontology annotation, cellular component: cytoplasm. The coding region runs from base 104 to 1456 and encodes 450 amino acids. Gene Ontology annotation, biological process: IMP metabolic process; 'de novo' AMP biosynthetic process. Gene Ontology annotation, molecular function: GTP binding; adenylosuccinate synthase activity. The record is from RefSeq and is a predicted model, not a curated record. NCBI's taxonomy places the organism in Eukaryota, Metazoa, Arthropoda, Insecta, Hymenoptera, Apidae.